Chaetomium fimeti is the source of this 1346-nucleotide messenger RNA. Its product is annotated as mitochondrial carrier domain-containing protein. Gene Ontology annotation, molecular function: ADP transmembrane transporter activity. The transcript has 2 exons. Bases 85 to 1314 code for a protein of 409 amino acids. Gene Ontology annotation, biological process: transport. The record is from RefSeq and is a predicted model, not a curated record. Gene Ontology annotation, cellular component: membrane. NCBI's taxonomy places the organism in Eukaryota, Fungi, Ascomycota, Sordariomycetes, Sordariales, Chaetomiaceae.
CGUAACACAACCCCCCUCCCAUAACCAAUCCAAACCGAACCCCCACCCCCUCUCCCUUUCAAACCAGAACACAAAACCACCACCAUGCCCCCAGCAUCAACAUCAACCCUCCUCCCCGCCCUAGGCCACGCCGCCUCGGGCGCCACAGGAACAAUCGUCUCCACCGUCACCACCUACCCCCUCGACCUGGUCAACACGCGGCUCAAGGUGCAGCGGCAGCUGCGGCUGGACGGGAGCAUCCAGGCGGACGACACAUACAAGGGCGUGCUGGACGCCUUCCGCACCAUCUACACGCGCGAGGGCGGCGCGCAGGCCUUCUUCGCGGGGCUGGGGGCGGACGUGGCCAAGUCGGCGGCGGAUUCGUUCCUGUUUUUCUUGUUUUAUACGUGGUUCCGCGCGCGGCGGCUGGCUAUGCAGAAGGAUGUGCGCCAUCUGGGCGGCGUCGAGGAGCUCGCGGUGGGCGCGGCGGCGGGGGCGUGCGCCAAGUUGUUUACGACGCCCGUCAGCAACGUCGUGACGCGGCGGCAAACGGCUAGUCUGCUCGACAGCAGCAGCGGUAGUAACGACAAGAGUGACAGUGGCGCGGUGGCGGCGGACAGGACAGAGACGUCCGCGCGCGACCUGAGCUUCGGCGAGAUCGUCUCCGAGAUGCGGCGGGAGCGCGGGGUGCUCGGCCUGUGGGCGGGCUACUCGGCUAGUCUGGUGUUGACCCUGAACCCGAGCAUCACGUUCUUUUUGCAGCAGGUGCUGAAGAGGGCGCUGGUGGCGAGGGAGCGGUGGGACGAGCCGGGCGCAGCGACGACGUUCCUCUUGGCGGCGGCGAGCAAGGUUGUCGCGACGACUGUGACGUAUCCCUUCCAGAUCGCCAAGGCGCGGGUGCAGGUGUCGGCGGUGCCGGAAGAGAAAGAGGAGGGUGGGAAGCGGGUCGGGAGCGACAACAUCUUCGCGACGGUGCUGAGGAUAGCGAGGGCUGAAGGGGGGAGGGCGCUGUAUGACGGGAUUGGCGGCGAGUUGCUCAAAGGCUUUUUCAGCCACGGCACGACCAUGCUGUCCAAGGACGUCAUCCACCGGUUUAUCGUGCAGCUCUAUUUUGCUAUCUUGGCCGUCUUGAAGCGGAAUCCCCAAUUUAGGGCGAAGCUAUCUGCGAGGAUAAAGAAAGCCCGCGAAGAGGCGCGGGAACGGUACCUUCGGGCUUCGUCAUCAGGGACCAACGGAAUCCGCCGAGGAGCACGUUAUGUCAAGGAUGCAGUUGACUCGGGGCAGAACACCCCGGCGAGUUGGUUGAGCGCGGUCCAAAAGAAGAAUGGUGGCUGAGAGGGCAGUUAAUCCAAAAGAAACCGUACCAU